ACAGGCUCCCAGCAGCUCGAUUCGCUCGCCUAGUCGCCUUCUCGAAUUCUCCCGCAAACUUGACGCUGAAGCCUGCACGAGAGGACAUGGCCAUGGCCACGCCCACGCGUGUCACGGCAGCAGCAGUCGUCCUCCGGGUUCUCUCGUUGCUGAUCCUGCUGCGCACGGGCACGUGCGCCGACGACUACUCGGCGUUCGUGUACGCGGGGUGCUCGCAGGGCCGCUACAGCGCCGAUUCGCAGUACGCGUCGGGGGUGGACUCCGUGCUCACCUCGGUCGCCAGCAGCGCGCCGUACGCCCCCUACGACAACUUCACCUCGCCGACCGACUCGUCCGUGGUCGGCCUCUACCAGUGCCGCUCCGACCUCCCCGCCUCCGUCUGCAGCGGCUGCGUCCGCUCCGCCAUCUCCAGGCUCUCCUCUCUCUGCGCCUGGGCGGUCGGCGGCGCGGUGCAGCUGCGGGCCUGCUUCGUGCGAUACGGGAACGACUCGUUCCUGGGGAAGCAGGACACGGCGGUGCUGUUCAAGAAAUGCGGCGGCACGCCCGGGGACGCCGGCGGGGUGGCCAUGAGGGACUCGGCGCUCGGCGCGCUCGUGGCCGCGGCGGCGCCGGCGGGCGGAGGGUUCCGCACCGGAGGGUCCGGCGCCGUGCAGGCCAUGUCGCAGUGCGUGGGGGACCUCGGCGCCAAGCCCUGCUCCGACUGCGUCUCGGCCGCGGCCGCACAGCUCAAGGCCGGGUGCGGUUACGCCACGGCCGGCGAGGUCUACCUCGGCAAGUGCUACGCGCGCUUCUGGGCCAACGGUGGCGGAGGUUUCAGUAGCAGCAGCAGCAGCGCCGGCCGGCAUGGAUUUCGUCUAGUCCACGUGGUCGCCGCCGGUUUAUUCUUCCCCUCCUUGGCUUAUGCCUCACUUGCCAUAUAGGUAUUGUUGCACCGUGCGGUGAUGUUGAGACUGGAGCAGUAGCUAUGCUGUGUUUUGUCAUCAUGCUUGAGAUUUACAGCUCAGUUUUUGCUCUUGUGCUCAAACUCAAAUGGUGUUCAUGUAGCUUAACUCUGUCUCUUUCUUUCUCAAGUCUUAUAACUGUAAAUUUCUUACGUCGUAUGCAUGCAAACUAUGCUAAAUCAUGUAUAAGUAAUCUUUUUACUACAGCUUACCACCAUUAUUAAUCUUA
Messenger RNA from Zea mays, 1170 nucleotides. RefSeq names its product secretory protein-like. The record is from RefSeq and is marked validated. NCBI's taxonomy places the organism in Eukaryota, Viridiplantae, Streptophyta, Magnoliopsida, Poales, Poaceae. Bases 87 to 920 code for a protein of 277 amino acids. The transcript has a single exon. Gene Ontology annotation, cellular component: plasmodesma.